Molecule: messenger RNA, 210 nt
Organism: Cladophialophora immunda
Lineage: Eukaryota; Fungi; Ascomycota; Eurotiomycetes; Chaetothyriales; Herpotrichiellaceae
Exons: 1
Coding region: 1-210 (69 amino acids)
Source: RefSeq, a predicted model, not a curated record
AUGGAGGAGAUCCAUCUCGGUCUUGCGACGCUGUUUCGCCAGUACGACUUGGAUCUGUUCGAGACCGACGUGUCGGACGUCAGGCUCGCGCACGACUUCUUCCCCCCCAGUGCUCGUCUGGACUCGAAGGGGAUUCGGGUCACCGCGCGCGGAGUCGCGAGAAAGGAACCGGGAGAAGUGGCAGAGGUAGAACGAGGCACUUGGGCGUAG